This is a messenger RNA of Penicillium manginii, 1461 nucleotides long. Its product is annotated as threonine aspartase 1. The record is from RefSeq and is a predicted model, not a curated record. Bases 1 to 1461 code for a protein of 486 amino acids. Gene Ontology annotation, biological process: protein maturation. Gene Ontology annotation, molecular function: threonine-type endopeptidase activity. The transcript is spliced from 7 exons. Lineage: Eukaryota; Fungi; Ascomycota; Eurotiomycetes; Eurotiales; Aspergillaceae.
AUGACCGAUGCAACCCCGAAUCAAACGCAGGAAAUGGAAGACAUAUCCUGCAAGCAUGCUGUUAGAGCCGGCAUGGUCUUCUUGCGAAAUGGUGCAACUGCCGUUGAUGCCGUCGAAAUGGCCAUCACAUCCCUUGAGGAUGCCCCAAUCACGAACUGUGGCUACGGAAGCAAUCUCAACGCCGAAGGAGUUGUCGAGGCUGAUGCUUCAAUCGUUGAUCACUUUGGUCGCAGUGGUGCUGUAGGAGCUGUACCCAACAUCAAGAACCCUAUCAUGGCUGCCCGCAAGAUCUAUGACCAGUCAUAUACGCUCCCAGGAAUGUCCCGGGUCCCGCCCAAUCUCCUCGUGGGAGAUGGAGCUUCCCAUUUUGCCUGGAAUAACGGCGUUGUGAUCGUGCCACACGAAGCCUUGAUUACUCCCUCUACAAAAGAGCGCUGGAAGACCUGGAAACAAGAGAUCUCUGAUUGGGGAUUAAAGUAUCCGGAAAGUAAUUCUAAAGGUGACGAGAAGAACCCUUGCAUACGCCGCGCCGGUGAUCACUUGAAAACUCACAUCGCACGUACUUUUGAGGGCCUCAAUGGCCAAACCAAGGUUCACACCGAGCUUUCCUCCAUGCAUAAAGCCGUUGAGACUUCCGAUGUGGAAAUGGUUGAUAUGAGCAGCAGUUCGACCGCAAGCCCUCGACCAAGAAACGGCAAGUCACACCAACACACUUCGGAGGCCGUCCUUCCGAAUAAAGAACCACAGAACGGAGACGACCCGAAACCUCAUUCGACCAAAGGGUCCAGUUUAUUUGGAAAUUCACUCGGAGGCGAUUCGAUAACAGACACCGUUGGGGCGAUUGCGGUUGAUCGAUACGGAAAUAUUGCUGCGGGUUCCUCAUCAGGGGGCAUCGGCAUGAAGCAUCAUGGUAGGGUUGGGCCUGCGGCAUUGAUUGGAAUCGGGACUCAUGUCAUUCCUGUUGAUCCUGCUGAUCCAGAUCAAACGUGUGUUGCCUCAGUUACAUCGGGUACAGGUGAGCAUAUUGCAUCGACUUUGGCAGCCAGUACCAGCGCAGACCGGGUUUAUUUCUGCCAAAAGAGUGUUGGCAAUGGUCUAUCUGAGCAAGUUACCGAGCAAGAAGCGUUGGAAGCAAUGAUUACCAAUGAAUUCAGCGGCCACCCUGCACUGCAAAACAACGAUGUAAAAGGCUCGAUUGGUAUUAUGACGGUCAAGAAGACAAAGGAUAGCAUCGAACUAUGCUUUUCUCACAACACCGACUCCUUUGCCUUGGCUUCUAUGUCAAGUAACGACAGCCUACCUAAAGCUUUAAUGUCGCGCAAGCCCAAACGGUCUUCCAAAGUGGCAACUGGUGGUCUGAUGAUACGACCUCGUCAGUCUAUCCGAGCACCGAGAGCCUCAACAUCGCCGACGGAGAAAAAAGCUAGAAAGAAGAAGCGCCAGUCAAGCCAAAGCCCCUAA